AUGACUAUAAGUACAAAAAGACUCAGUGGUCAGGUUAGAGUAAUCCGAUCGAGAAAAUUUCUCACUGCAGUGGAAAUGGAUAAUAUAAAAGCAAUCGUAUCAGCACGACUAGGGAUAAUAGCUGCUGAGAAUGAAGAGCUACCGACUGAUGCUAUAGAACUCAUAGAAAGAUCGUUGGCGAUAGAGGCUGUGUCUUCAGAAGAAGACAAAGAGGUACAAAAACUGAUACUGUCACUGUUAUCCCAGCAUAUGCUUUAUGAAGGAAUACCACAUGAUGUUAGACCCACCCUAUCAAGGAUUCCUUAA
Messenger RNA from Nezara viridula (southern green stink bug), 306 nucleotides. NCBI's taxonomy places the organism in Eukaryota, Metazoa, Arthropoda, Insecta, Hemiptera, Pentatomidae. The record is from the annotation of a GenBank genome assembly.